CUUCCUUUACUCCCUCCCUCGUCCCUAUGCUCUCUCUUUCGCUCUUACUCUUUAGUCAGUCACAAAGAGCAGUUUCGUGUGUGUUGACUCUGCUGUGUCUCUGUCUCAAAUGUCCGUCCUGCUCUGUGUCCUUCUCCUCUGCACUCAGACCUUUGGUCUAGAGGAGCUAACAGUGAUGUCUGGAAGGGACGCAACUCUUCACUUGGGGUGCAGCGACGGUGAGGUGACACUGAUAGAGUGGACCAGAUCUGACCUGCAGCCACUGAAGUACGUCUUCUUGUACCGCAACGCACGUUCAUACGCAAACUACCAGAAUCCAGGUUAUCGCGGUCGAGUGGAGCUGAGAAAUCCCGAGAUAAAAGACGGGGACGUUUCCAUCACGGUGAAGAACGUCAGCGUCGAUGACGCUGGACUUUACAAGUGUCGAACCAUCGUGAAGGAGAACGGAAACAGCACCGAGUUCAGGAAAGACAUCAACCUGAGAGUCACAGACUCAGGUGAGUCUGAAGGUCAGACCUCUUCAUUAGUCUGGGAUAAAGAAAAUGAGGAUGAAGAAAACAAAGUUGAAGAAAAGUCGGAAGCAGCAAAAUCGGAAGAAGGAAAAUCGGAAGAAGGAAAAUCGGAUGAAAGAAAGUCGGAAGAAGGAAAAUCGGAAAACUCUGUUGCGCUCAUAGCUGGUGUGUCGGUGACUGUGGGAAUCGUUUGUGUUGGGAUUAUUGUCCUCGUGCUCUCAAAGAAGCGUAACGACUCCAAAAAGAGCGUUCCAAGUGAAGCGAAUUAUAAUCUCAUUUAACAAUCGACACAAACAGCGCACAGACAAGAGUUUGUUUCAUGUAUUUUCCACACUUUAACGCACUUUAACACACUGUAUAUGUCAUUGUCAAGCCAAUAAUUGUCAUUUUUGGCCCAUUUUGGGCCCUUUUUGGCCCUCUUUAACGAGCACUUUGACAGGAAAUAACAUGGAUGUGUUUUUUUAAUGACUUAAAAUGUUAUCUUGAUAUCUACAAUAUAAUAUAAUAUAAUAUAAUACAAUAUAAUAUAAUAUAAUAUAAUACAAUAUAUUAUAUAACGACGCACGUUCAUACGCAAACUACCAGAAUGCAUUUCAGUGCAUGAAUGCAUUGCAUUGAUUGUAAUGUGAUUGGAAACAUUAUCUGCUGCCAAUCAUCAUGACAUAUUUACAUGUUUCACUCUUUGCACCUUCAAAAUAAAGUGAUUAAUCGUCUCUUUUUGUUGUUGCCGCUCUGUCAGUAUCUGUUCCUCUGGAGCAUGUGAGCGGAUUAUUGAGUGAUUCCAGCCACUUUACUGAAGACUCAGCAAAUAAAAUCGACACCAUUUUAAGUCCA
Molecule: messenger RNA, 1346 nt
Organism: Solea senegalensis (Senegalese sole)
Lineage: Eukaryota; Metazoa; Chordata; Actinopteri; Pleuronectiformes; Soleidae
Product: butyrophilin-like protein 2
Exons: 2
Coding region: 110-793 (227 amino acids)
Biological process (GO): immune response; cell surface receptor signaling pathway; T cell costimulation
Cellular component (GO): external side of plasma membrane
Source: RefSeq, a predicted model, not a curated record